AUGUCUCAAUCUUUAAGGCCAUACUUGAAAUGUGUGCGCUCGUCUCUAACUUCUGCUCUCUGCCUAUCCAAUUUCGCAUCUCAGACCACCGAAAGACAUAACGUGCCUGAAGUUGAGGCAAGAACUUCACCUGAGGUUUUAUUAAAUCCUCUCACAAUUGCGAGGAAUGAAUACGAGCGAGUCCUCAUUGAGCCGAGCUUUAAUAGCGUUCGAAUCAGUAUCAUGAUCAAGCAAGCUGAUGAGAUUGAACAAAUUCUUGUGCACAAGUUCACUAGGUUCCUUACCCAAAGAGCGGAAGCUUUCUUUAUCCUACGAAGAAAGCCAGUUGAGGGAUAUGAUAUCUCUUUCCUCAUAACAAACUUUCAUACGGAAGACAUGUUGAAGCACAAACUUGUUGAUUUUAUCAUUCAGUUUAUGGAGGAAGUUGACAAGGAAAUCUCUGAAAUGAAGCUUUUUCUUAAUGCCCGCGCAAGGUUUAUUGCAGAGUCAUUUUUGACACCAGGUUAUGAAUAUCACGAUGCAUCUCAGUCGUCACCAGCUUGCACACAUGGUACUUACACAACAUAA
Blumeria graminis f. sp. triticale is the source of this 567-nucleotide messenger RNA. The record is from the annotation of a GenBank genome assembly. NCBI's taxonomy places the organism in Eukaryota, Fungi, Ascomycota, Leotiomycetes, Helotiales, Erysiphaceae.